AUGAAGAUGAGAAGCCUCUCCUCCUUUUACGUCUCUCUGUGGUUGCUCACAGCAGUGAUACUCAAAGCUGUAGAAUCAGCCAAAGGAAAAUAUGCUCACAUGCUGUUUAAUGAACUGUUUGAAGACUACUCCAAUGCUCUGAGACCAGUGGAAGACACAGAUAAAGUACUGAAUGUCACCCUUCAGAUCACAUUGUCCCAAAUUAAAGACAUGGAUGAAAGGAACCAAAUUUUGUCAGCUUACUUAUGGAUUCGACAGAGCUGGUAUGAUGCAUACCUCAGAUGGGACAAAGAUAAAUAUGAUGGGUUGGAUUCUAUCAGGAUUCCAAGCAAUUUGGUUUGGAGACCAGAUAUUGUCCUAUAUAACAAGGCUGAUGAUGACUUUUCAGAACCAGUAAAUACGAAUGUAGUGCUGAGAUAUGACGGAAAAAUCACUUGGGAUGCACCUGCUAUCACAAAGAGCUCUUGUGUAGUGGAUGUGUCUUAUUUUCCUUUUGACAGCCAGCAGUGCAACCUCACCUUUGGGUCCUGGACCUAUAAUGGUAAUCAGGUAGACCUCAUCAAUUCUCUUGAUAGUGGUGACCUCUCUGACUUCAUAGAAGAUGUGGAAUGGGAGAUUCAUGGUAUGCCAGCAGUUAAGAAUGUCAUCACUUAUGGCUGCUGCUCUGAGCCUUAUCCAGAUGUGACCUUCACGCUGAUUUUGAAAAGGAAGUCCUCUUUCUACAUAUUUAAUCUGUUGCUUCCCUGCAUCUUGAUCUCUUUCCUGGCCCCGCUGGGAUUCUAUCUCCCUGCAGACUCUGGUGAGAAAGUGUCUCUGGGUGUUACAGUUCUUCUUGCUCUGACAGUGUUCCAGCUGAUGGUUGCAGAGAUCAUGCCCCCAUCUGAAAAUGUACCUUUGAUAGGGAAGUACUACAUAGCAACCAUGACCAUGAUCACAGCUUCCACUGCGUUGACAAUCAUUAUAAUGAAUCUCCAUCACUGUGGCUCAGAAGCAAAGCCUGUUCCACAGUGGGCCAAGGUGGUUAUUUUGGACUAUAUGUCAAAAAUCUUUUUUGUUUAUGAUGUGGGUGAAAAUUGCACAAGUCCAAAAAGAGAGAAGGAGGAAGAAUGUAGGUUAGAGGGGGAUGAUGGGGGUCAGAGGGAGCACAAAGAGAUAAGGAGUCCUCUUUCCACUAGGAAUGAUGACUGCAAUCUCAAGGAGAAGCUCAAUGGAAAUUGGAAUAAAGGCUAUGGAGUUCAUGGUGAAAAUGUUAGGGAGACUGUUAAUUGCUGUUCUUGUUACAAAAUGCUGAUUAAAAAUAUUGAGUAUAUUGCUAAUUGUGUUAGAGACCAUAAAGCAAACCGGGCCAAAGGAAUCGAGUGGAAAAAAGUUGCAAAAGUGAUGGACAGGUUUUUCAUGUGGAUUUUCUUUAUCAUGGUGUUUUUUAUGAGUGUGCUGAUCAUUGGGAAAGCUGCUUAACUGAAAAUGAAUAUGUUCCUUUUGUAAAUCUGAAUAUCCUAUGUUAGUUUGUUUAGGAGGAGUUCAGUCA
This is a messenger RNA of Serinus canaria (Common canary), 1528 nucleotides long. It is a transcript of the gene CHRNA9, whose product is annotated as cholinergic receptor nicotinic alpha 9 subunit. NCBI's taxonomy places the organism in Eukaryota, Metazoa, Chordata, Aves, Passeriformes, Fringillidae. The record is from RefSeq and is a predicted model, not a curated record. Gene Ontology annotation, molecular function: acetylcholine-gated monoatomic cation-selective channel activity; transmembrane signaling receptor activity. Gene Ontology annotation, biological process: monoatomic ion transmembrane transport; signal transduction; chemical synaptic transmission. The transcript has 5 exons. Gene Ontology annotation, cellular component: neuron projection; synapse; postsynaptic membrane. The coding region runs from base 1 to 1458 and encodes 485 amino acids.